Molecule: messenger RNA, 2628 nt
Organism: Clupea harengus (Atlantic herring)
Lineage: Eukaryota; Metazoa; Chordata; Actinopteri; Clupeiformes; Clupeidae
Gene: oat
Product: ornithine aminotransferase
Cellular component (GO): cytoplasm
Molecular function (GO): identical protein binding; L-ornithine transaminase activity; pyridoxal phosphate binding
Source: RefSeq, a predicted model, not a curated record
ACGCUGAGUCUGCAGGGCGUCAUGACGCAGGACUACCAGAUAAACGCACGUCCACGCGCAACAACCAACCUGCCCAUAGAAAGAUUCAUGACUAUUCACCGGCCAGUGGUGCACGAAGAACUCAUUGAGGGCCAGCAGUCUCCAUGAUAAGAGGGAUGAUGCUCAGACUGAGUAAUGGGAUGCAGCGCGUUGUUCCCACCAUUGCACGUGUUCGUUUCAGUUCCCACACAGCGUCCUGUACUGCCUCUAGCAUAAAGCAUGCAGAACGUCAGCUCACCCCUCAGGAGUUGUAUGCCCGUGAAGACAAGUAUGGUGCCCACAAUUACCAUCCUCUUCCUGUGGCUUUGGAAAGAGGAGAAGGUAUUUACCUCUGGGAUGUUGAGGGCCGCAGGUACUAUGAUUUUCUAAGUGCAUACAGUGCAGUGAACCAGGGCCACUGUCACCCUAAAAUCAUUGCUGCACUUAAUGCCCAGGCUUCCAAAUUAACCCUGACAUCCCGUGCUUUCUACAACGACAUUCUGGGAGCCUAUGAAGAAUACAUCACCACCUUGUUUGGCUACGACAAAGUCCUGCCCAUGAACACCGGUGUUGAGGGUGGAGAGACGGCAUGCAAGCUUGCUCGGAAAUGGGCUUACAAUGUAAAGGGUGUUCCAACAAACAAAGCCAAAAUAAUUUUUGCAAAUGGAAACUUCUGGGGACGGACCCUAGCGGCGAUAUCAACGUCCACAGAUCCAAGCAGUUAUGAGGGCUUUGGCCCCUUCAUUCCUGGGUUUGAACUCAUCCCUUACAAUGAUAUCCCAGCAUUAGAGAGAGCCUUUCAGGACCACAAUGUGGCAGCCUUUAUGGUGGAGCCCAUCCAAGGAGAGGCUGGUGUGGUGGUCCCUGACCCUGGCUACUUGACCAAAGUGCGCGAGCUAUGCACGCAAUACAAUGUGCUGUUCAUUGCUGAUGAGGUGCAGACUGGGUUGGCCCGCACUGGCAGACGCUUGGCAGUUGAUCACGAGUCUGUCCGUCCUGACUUGGUGGUACUUGGGAAGGCCCUGUCUGGUGGAGUUUAUCCUGUAUCAGCUGUGCUUUGCGACGAUGAGGUGAUGUUGACCAUUAAACCCGGAGAGCAUGGCUCCACAUAUGGAGGAAACCCUUUGGCCUGCAGAGUCGCCAUUGCAGCUUUAGAAGUCCUAGAGGAGGAAAAAUUGGCUGAAAAUGCUGAUAAGAUGGGCCAGCUGCUUAGGACCGAACUGAUGAAGCUGCCCAAUGACAUUGUGACCACUGUAAGGGGGAAGGGACUGCUGAAUGCCAUCGUUAUAAAGGAGACCAAAGGUUAUGAUGCAUGGAGAGUUUGCCUUCGUCUCCGUGACAAUGGCCUGCUGGCCAAGCCCACUCAUGGUGACAUCAUCAGACUGGCCCCACCCCUCAUCAUCAAAGAGGAUGAGAUCAGGGAGUGUGUUGAUAUCAUCCAGAGGACCAUCCUGUCCUUCUAAACCAGCAUGGGCAUGUGUAGCCCAACACUUGAAUGCUUUUUGUAAAAUUACUGGAUGAAACACAAGUUCUCCCUGGAUUUUAAGAGCCUAUGUUCUAAUAAGUGUUUUCAUUACUGGAAUGUUACAAUCAAAGUUGUUACCCACAAAAAGACGGAAAAGCAAUGUUACAUGAAGACAAGCUUGUGAUUUAUUAGCUGAACAGGUCAAGGUGAACAUUUAGUACCUCGAAAAAUAAGAGGUUAAAUUGAAACAAAGCUAAUAGUACAUCAUUUAUUUAAAUAGUUGAGAACGAAAAUGUAGAAUUGUUAAUUGACUUAAGAAAGGCAAAGAAAAAAGGGGAAUGACAGAUUUCUUAUUUUUAAUCAUAUGUUUUAGAGGUUUAAUAGAUUUUAUUAAAAAACAGUGAAACUCCUCAGUUUUGAAAGUGGAAAAAGUGGCCACUAUCCCCAAUGAUAAUAAUCGCAUUGAAAUGGUAUAGGGGACAUAUAGAUAUCGACAACUUCUGAGGAUGUUAGGGUAUGUCUUAGUUCCUGAAGAGUAAAUUACUUGCCCAAUGUUGUAUCAACCUAUAGGUCCUUCAUCUUGAAAUUGAGGUUUGAAGUUGGUAAUUAUUUUCAUUUUCAGUUGUGAUGAGUACAAACAGGUCCUUUAUAUAGUUAUUAUUUGUACUAGCAUGCACAUCUGUUAAGCGUUGUCUUGGGUUUCCUUAGUGGUUCAUUCAAUGUGUGGAAACUUUUGAGAGGAAUUGUCUGAAUUUGCUAGAUGUAGCACAAAGAGUUAAGCUGUCAUGCUGCUGUGCCUGGUUUUGAGAGGCUGUAGAGCACAGGGUUUUUGAGACGUUUCUGCUGUAUCAUUUGGAAUAUAUUGAUUCACCCAGAUGUAUUCGAGAAGAUGGGUGUGAAAGCUGUUCUAUACUUGUGUAUUCAGGACUAUUAUUUAAGUGUACAAUAUUGAUUUACGUUGUGGAAUGGUAUACUAAUACUAAUGUGCUGUUACAUUUGCAUAUGGUUUUAAAUGACUUGAUCUUAUGAUAAUUUUUUCUUAUCUCUUUACGUUAAGAGAUGUUAGAUCAUGUUUAAAAUGUACCAGGUGAUCGGUUUAUAGUUGAAACUCAAAACUAAAAAUAAAUGGAAUUUAAUUUAACUAA